GGUGGCGGCCCCGGAAGCGCGGGGCCGUGGGAGCCAUGGCAGCGGCAGCGGCGGCUCCGGGACCUGCCCGUGGCGGCCUGGCGGCGCGGCUGCGCCUGCUGUGCCAGCGCUACCAGGAGUACGUGAGGCGACACCCGGCCGCCACGGCCCAGCUGGAGGGCACCGUGCGGGGCCUCUCCUACCUGCUGCCAGGUCGCUUCUCGGACUCCUACGCGCUGUCCGAGCUGGUGUACUCUGCCUCCAACCUCCUUGUGCUGUUAAAUGACUGGAUUCUCCGGAAGGAGCUGCAGCAGAGCCUGCCCAUGUCGCUGCCCCAGCAGAAGCUGCUGACCUGGCUGAGCGUGCUAGAAUGCGUGGAGGUCUUUGCAGAGAUGGGGACAGCCAGGGUGUGGGGGGAGAUGGGCCGGUGGACCAUCAUUGUCCUCAUCCAGCUGGCUAAAGCUAUCCUUCGUCUCCUUCUCCUGCUGUGGUACAAAGCUGGCAUCCAGACGUCUCCUCCCAUCGUGCCGCUGAAUAGGGAGCAGCAGCAGCCUCUCCGCCCUCAAGAUGGGGAAGACAACUCCUUGGGAAGGGAUCAGACCUAUAUUGGCAAGCGUUCCAGCCGUGUCGUGCGCUCUCUCCAGAGCACCCCAUCCCUGCAGUCCCGGCACUGGGGAUCCCCCCAGCAGAGGGAGGAGUCGCAGAGCCGAAGAGCAGAGGAGGUGAACCAGACUCCCACCCCUCUGGGUCUCCAAGAAACCAUCGCAGAAUCCAUCUACAUUACGCGUCCUCUCCUCCACCUAUUGAGUUUAGGAGUGUGGGGCCAGAGAUCAUGGAAACCCUGGCUCCUUUCAGCGGUCCUGGACAUCUCGAGUUUGAGUUUGCUGAGUGAUCUGAAAGACCUGAACAGGCGAGAGCGAGCAGAGCUGAGGCGACGAACCAUCCUACUGCUGUACUACCUGCUGAGAUCGCCUUUCUAUGACCGAUAUUCAGAGGGUAGGAUCCUCCUCCUUCUGCGCCUGUUGGCCGAUUAUGUGCCUGGACUUGGCUUUGUCACACGGCCACUGAUGGAUUACUUGCCUGCUUGGCAGAAAAUCUAUUUCUAUAACUGGGGCUGAUGAGAAGAUGAUUAUUCUCUGCUAAGAUCGUGGCUGGACAUUUCUAAGGAGGGCAAGCAGGCUGGGGGAGGGAUGUUGAUAAUGUCUAAUUUUCAGUUAAACCAUCAAUGAGAAGCUCCUGUUCUGCAGGGUGGGGUGAGGGGUGUAUGUAAUCUUUUUAACAAAUCUAGCUGUGAAUGAUGGACACUACAUGCGUGAAGAGACCCUGGCCACCUUUCUCUGGGCCGUUCUGUGGCUGCAGCGAUGGUGAUGGGGCAACCUCUUUUUUUUUUUUUUUUUUUUUUUUUUAAGCACUUCAAUUUUCUCCUUUUGUACGGCUGCACUAUAAUAAAGCCAGGCAGCACAGCGGUUUUUGGAGAGCAUUGUCUCCCACCUCAUGGCGCCGAGACUGACCUGCAGCCUGCUUGUGUUGGCCGUGCCUGGCAGAUCUGCUUGGAGCGGCCUUGUCUGUCAAAUAAACACUUAAUGGAAAGAACUGA
Molecule: messenger RNA, 1576 nt
Organism: Columba livia (rock pigeon)
Lineage: Eukaryota; Metazoa; Chordata; Aves; Columbiformes; Columbidae
Gene: PEX16
Product: peroxisomal biogenesis factor 16
Exons: 11
Coding region: 36-1097 (353 amino acids)
Biological process (GO): peroxisome organization
Cellular component (GO): peroxisomal membrane
Source: RefSeq, a predicted model, not a curated record